Messenger RNA from Actinia tenebrosa (Australian red waratah sea anemone), 2581 nucleotides. Its product is annotated as short-chain dehydrogenase/reductase family 9C member 7. Gene Ontology annotation, cellular component: intracellular membrane-bounded organelle. Gene Ontology annotation, biological process: steroid metabolic process. The record is from RefSeq and is a predicted model, not a curated record. Lineage: Eukaryota; Metazoa; Cnidaria; Anthozoa; Actiniaria; Actiniidae. Gene Ontology annotation, molecular function: oxidoreductase activity.
CCGUCCUCUGUCUUUAGUCAUCAGUGAGAGUGUGUCAACGUUUCGAGUGACAGAGUCAAGGCGGGUCGUUUGUUGACCAAUCAUUGUCCAUAUUGCGUCUUGUAGUAAAACGAGAUGACAAAUUAAGAACGUCCACAGUGGGGCGUGAGAUUGGUAAGUUUCGGAAGGACACGGCCACCAUGAAUGAGCAUUUAAACCAAUACAUUGCUGACAAAAGGUGUUGUACAACUACACUAAACAUUUAUUCUUCUAGCAUAAUUUUGCGGCAUCCAUCAGCUUUUGUAACUAAAGUACGACUAAAGGAAAUAGUGUUGUCUCUGUUUUGUUUAAAUAUUUGUAGUGCGUUAUCGUACUAAUCUAAUAAAAAAACAAUGACCACAUAAUAGGUCAGGAUAGCGUCCAAACGGAAAGGCGAGAGAGAGUAAACGCCCCCACAACAGGAAACAAUCACAUUUAAUGUUUUACGCCGGUAUACAAACUGCAAUGGAAGUAGACAUGUCUUAGAGAAGUUGCGACUCUUCGAAAGCAGCAAUUUUUAGUACGGUCUCAGUCGAAAGCAGCUAAGUGAAGAAAGAUGAAAACGGCGUCGUCCGGAUCUUUUCUGUUUCGUGUCUAUGCACAACAGGUUGUUAAUCAUCUGAGUAUGCUACACAAUCAGUUUGUCUAUCAAAAUCGUGGAAGUCAUCUGUACUCAUUUGGUGCCUGUGUGUCUUUUCUAUUUUCUAUUUCAUGUAAAAUGUAUUAAAUGUGCAUCCAGCAAAGGUGUUUGGGAUCGUAUACUAAAGGGGUGUUUUUGGUCCAUAAUACCCGCCAUAAUAAUAGACAGCCAAAAGUAAUCAUUUCGUGUUUCAUUAAUCUUCAGAGGUAAUCUUCUAAGGUACGAAUGUUUGUUUUCAUUAAAUCUUGACUAAACUUGGAUAUGUUUUUAAUUGUGUAUUAGUUAUAGUGACACAAUAAACAACAUAUCUAAGUUUUGCCAAUAUUAUUAAGAACAAACCUUACAUUCAACCAACGGAUAAACCAAAUGCAUGACACUGAACAAUUCACUUGCAUUAUAGCAUCAUUUACUACGUACCGCUACCAGAGUCACUUGCACACCUUCUUUUCUUCAGUUAAUUAGCACCAAAUGUCUUAUUAAUCUCUUGAGGAAAUAGACAUUUGAAUAAGAAAGAAAAUACGCGAAGCAUUUUGGUAGUGGUAGUAACACAAGAACAUUGCUUGGGCUUCCUGUGGUACAAUCACAUGGGUUCAGAACUCGUAAAUAUUCACUGCGUUACCGCCUCUAUUGAUACUCUAGCGUGACGAAUAAUUUGCAUCUCAAUUACAUUCUUUGUUUAGCUCAUGCCUUCAUUAUUGUUGAGAUGGUUGCAAUGGCUAUUUUACUGGGUUUCUUGUCAUUGGUUAUAGCAUAUUUACUCUUAAAAUUCUUUUCAAGGUCUCACAAAUUAAAUAAUUUCGGUAGUAAGUUUAUUUUAAUCACCGGUUGUGACUCUGGAUUUGGCAGACUUUCUGCCUUGCGCCUUGAUCAGCUUGGGUUUCAUGUGAUUGCUACAUGUUUGACUAAAAAGGGUCAAGAAGACUUGCAAAAACUAUGUAGCGAGCGAACAACGACUUUUCUUCUUGAUGUUACAAGUUCAACCCAAAUUCAAGAGCUCUACAGUGCUAUAACUCGGUCUUUAAUUCCACAAGGAGUUGGUCUGUGGGCUUUAAUCAACAAUGCAGGUAUCUUUAUUUCUGGCCCGAUUGAGUGGCAAUCGCUGGACAUCUAUAAACGGACCGCAGACGUUAAUCUUUGGGGAAUGAUUGAUAUGACCAAGACCUUUUUACCUCUGAUCAAGAAAGCGAAAGGACGAGUGGUUAACUUUUCUAGUGCUGCAGGGAGAGCGUCGGCAACAUUUUCAUCGUCAUAUUGUAUCAGUAAGUAUGGAGUAGAGGCGUUCUCUGAUGCUUUAAGACGGGAGAUGAAGCCAUGGAAUGUGGAGGUGGUUAUUAUGGAACCCGGUGGCCACAGUACUGACAUUCUUAACGUAAUGAAUAAAAGAUGCAUGUGGAAGAAACAAUGGGAUGAAUUGAAUACAGGAGUUAAGGAGGAGUACGGGGAGGAGUAUUUCGAUCGAGUGUUUGAAUCGUUCUGCAAAUCAAUACGCCAUAUUUCGAGCGACUUUUCCAAAGUGGUGAGCGCCGUGGAAGACGCCGUGACGUUACAAAGGCCACGUGACCGUUAUGUUGUUGGCCUGGAUGCUCAGUUUCUAUGCGUGUUGUCGAUGCUACCUUCAUCAAUUUCAGAUGCCUUUUCCAAUGCUAUAGUAAACGUCCCUUUGCCUAGGAAAUUACAGACUGAAUGAAACUUCUCUUUGUUCCCAUGUGUAAAGCAAGAAAAAAUAAUGGAUUUAUUCCAGAUUGGAAUCAUUUAUAUUAAAUAUAUGAUUGUGAGGUACGCAUGCGUGUAAUGAGAAUUAUUUAAACAUUUAUGUAUCCGUCUUUUUAGCCUAUUUUGGAUUGCCUCUACGAUUUUAAUUAUUUUGAUGUCUUGAACUUUUCAUGUUAAUGAAAUAAGUUGUCAAAUAUAACACUGACUGAA